This is a messenger RNA of Eurytemora carolleeae, 2303 nucleotides long. RefSeq names its product tRNA-dihydrouridine(20a/20b) synthase [NAD(P)+]-like. Bases 573 to 1577 code for a protein of 334 amino acids. The transcript has 14 exons. Lineage: Eukaryota; Metazoa; Arthropoda; Copepoda; Calanoida; Temoridae. The record is from RefSeq and is a predicted model, not a curated record. Gene Ontology annotation, molecular function: flavin adenine dinucleotide binding; tRNA dihydrouridine synthase activity. Gene Ontology annotation, biological process: tRNA processing.
AGGACAGUGUUCCAACGUUCAGCAUACACUCAAGUCAUUAAAGGAUCUCUCUCUUACCCAUUCCGUCAAACCAAAAAUGUUUUAGAACUUGAUCAUCCAACUUCUAUCUAUCAAAAAUUGUAAAUUUUCUUAUUGUGCUUCUAGUCUACCCCCUCCCAUUAACUAAUAAGAAGAAUCAAAGAUAUUUUUAGAUUGAUUUCUUAAGAAAAUUAAAUUAUGAACUUUUUUUCAUCGCAAAGUAUUAGAAUUUUAAAAAUUGUUCUUUUAUCCUGGUUCGAGAAAGUUUACCAAAUGUGUUACCAAGCUAAAGCAUUUUCUUUACUAAUAUUUUUCCCCUUUUUUAUCAGCUUGUAGAACUGACUUUACUCAGCUCGCCAGUUUACCGCGUCUUCCAUAUCAAAAUAAAUUCUGUUUAAUAUUUUCAGAUCUUGAAAGAUAGAUAGAUUAAUAUGGGGAACUGUUGUGGAACCGAGGAGCCUGGACCGGAUCCUGUGAGUUAAAUUUAUAAAUAUUUCGCGCAAGUUUUACCAAGAUUUGUAGCGAAGUUGUGAGGCAUUUUUUGGUGUAAAAUUAUGGAUUUGUUUGAAAAUGUUAAUUGCGUCAAGAUCUGCGCACCGAUGGUUAGAUAUUCUAAACUUCCAUUUAGAUUGCUUGUGAAGGACUAUGGAUGUGAUCUAAUGUACUCUCCAAUGAUCAUGGCAGACUCCUUCUACAAUUCACAGAAAGCCCGUGACAACGAAUUUAUAACAAGUGAGGACGAUAGACCAUUAAUAGUUCAGUUUGCCGCCAAUCAAUCAAUCCACUUCUCAGAGAGUGCGCGAAUGGUUGAAAAAUAUUGCAACGGCGUGGAUUUAAACUGUGGAUGUCCCCAGAAAUGGGCAAUCAAGGAAGGUAUUGGUGCUUGCUUAAUCAAUAAUCCUGAGUUUGUUGCUGAUGUAGUCAAACAGACAAGAAUGAAAGUUUCUAAUCCUAAUUUCUCUGUAUCUGUGAAAAUACGAAUACAUGAAGAUAUUUCUCAGACUGUUGACCUCUGCAGACAAAUACAGGCCGCAGGAGCAAGCUACAUAACUGUACAUGGGAGAACUAGAACUCAGAAAGGAGAACCAGUUAAUUUGGAGGCAAUCUCUACAAUAUCUAAAAGUUUAUCGAUACCAGUAGUAGCCAACGGUGAUAUUAAAACAUUAGAUGAUGUGAACAGAGUUCAUGAAAUAACAGGAUGUAAAGGAGUUAUGUCGGCCCGAGGUAUGCUGGAGAAUCCAGCAAUGUACGCUGGAUAUACAUCAACUCCAUUACAGUGUGUAUCUGAUUGGGUGAGAAUAUCUUUAGAGCGUGGAACCCCGUUUACCACCUUCCAUCAUCAUCUUAUAUAUAUGCUGGACAAACUUCUACCCAGAGGAGAUCGAAGACUGUUUAACUCCCUAGCAUCAACCUCCGCUGUAAUUGACUUCUUAAGGCUGGAUCUGGUAUGUACCUUGGAGCACAGAUUGCAAUCCGUAUGGUACAGUUCCUUGAACACACACAAAUAUUUGCCGUUGAGGAUGAUGAUGAUGAUUAAACAAUACGAAAACGAGAAAUAAAAGAUGAAAUUCGUCAAUACCACGAAAUACGAUGAUAGCCAGUCUUAAAGAUAGAAAAAGCUUUCAAGAGGUUUUUUGAUAUGUCGGUUCUUCUAAAGAAAAUAUAUUUUAUUGGUUUAGCUUUAAACAUUAAAAAUUUAUUAGAAAUACCUCUAAAGUUCUAUUUACAUGCCUCUUACCUAUUGUGAUACAAUGUGAUUGAAACGAUUAAACAGUACUUAAUGUAAAGAUCACUUGACCUUUAACUCUUAAAAUCAAUUCUCUAGAUUUCCAAACUGGUUUUACAGUUUAAACAUGCUCAAAGAGCUCAAGUGAUGUAUUAUUCUAAACCUGUAAUAUGCUACAAAUGCCUCAGAACUUCGCUCUGCUCAAUUAUUUAAGCUUUUUUUGCAUUAGUCACUAACAAAUAUUAUAAAGUAGAUAUUCUCGCUAGAAGUGGGAGUCGUUCUUGGUAUAGACAAAGUUUUAACCAAUGAAUUUUUCACGAUUUUUGUUUACGACAGGAGAGGUUUAAAAUUUAAAAAUCGCACAUUUUUAAGUACUACGACGUAAGAAUACUAGGAACAAUUUGUCUGAAUGGAAAUAUCAAUAACGAUCCCAUCUCUAUCCGUCAUCUAUCUAUAACCAUGUAUUUAUUCCAAAAUAUAUUUCUCUAUUCGUAGUGUACAUAGAGUAUAUCAUAUGAAAUCAAAUCAAAUAAAAAUUAAUAAGGAAAACGUUUUUCAG